AUGAGGGGCGGCUACCAAUUAAGCUUAUUACUAAUUCCCUUCGUUCGCUUCGGUUCACUCGGCCAUUUGUCCUUUCGCUUAUGGCCCUAUGACUGCUCAGAAGAGAAAGCAGACUCAGAAGCCGAGGCAGGAAGUGAUCCAGGAAGAAGGAACCUUGCUAUCGAGACCCUGGGAGACGGCUGCUUCGUAACCAUUAGUGUUGACCGCGGAUAUCCCAGGUCACAUUGCGUGCGGGAUGUGUCGACCGGCAAUGCGAGGUCGUUUAGAUCAUCUCUCGUUCACAAGGCUGUUCUGGAGAACAGGGGGAGCUUCACAUAA
Molecule: messenger RNA, 318 nt
Organism: Striga asiatica
Lineage: Eukaryota; Viridiplantae; Streptophyta; Magnoliopsida; Lamiales; Orobanchaceae
Source: the annotation of a GenBank genome assembly